Cynara cardunculus var. scolymus (artichoke) is the source of this 441-nucleotide messenger RNA. Its product is annotated as 60S ribosomal protein L39-2. The transcript is spliced from 3 exons. Bases 83 to 238 code for a protein of 51 amino acids. Gene Ontology annotation, molecular function: structural constituent of ribosome. The record is from RefSeq and is a predicted model, not a curated record. Gene Ontology annotation, cellular component: ribosome; cytosolic large ribosomal subunit. Lineage: Eukaryota; Viridiplantae; Streptophyta; Magnoliopsida; Asterales; Asteraceae. Gene Ontology annotation, biological process: translation.
AGCAGCAUAAACCCAUAGCCAAGCCAAGGCAAGGCGUGAUCGUCUUUUGCCGUCCGAGCUCCAGAGAAGGAACAAGUCCGCCAUGCCGUCACACAAGACGUUCAUGAUCAAGAAGAAGCUUGCUAAGAAGAUGAGGCAGAACAGGCCCAUUCCCAAUUGGAUUCGCAUGAGGACCGGUAACAAAAUCAGGUACAAUGCCAAGCGCAGACACUGGCGCAGAACCAAGCUUGGAUUUUGAGGUGUUAUUUUUGCGGUUUGUCUUAUUCAACAGACUUGAAAUGUUCUUAUUUUCAUUGUUAGCUUAAAAGAGAUGCACUUAGGCUUUACUUUAUCUGGGAUUUUGAUAAUACCCGUGCUUAUUGGCAGAGUUAUUUUUAGUUUACCUUCUAUGAACGUUUGAAUCCUUAAUGAGAAACCGCAAUUGGAAUCUGUUUCGGCUUC